AUGGCUCCGGCACGGGACACGCCGUUCCGCUCGGCGGACAUGAGCAUGGUGCAGCUCUACAUUUCCAACGAAAUCGGCCGCGAAGUCGUGAAUGCCCUGGGCGAAGUUGGCCUGGUGCAGUUCCGAGACCUCAACGGCGAUUUGACAGCAUUCCAAAGAGCAUUUACUCAGGAUAUCCGCCGCCUCGACAAUGUUGAACGCCAGCUUCGCUACUUCCACGCCCAGAUGGACAAGGCCGGGAUUCCCCUCCGCAAACUCGACCUGGAUGUCGAUACCCUCGCCCCGCCCUCGACCACCGAAAUUGACGAGCUGGCCGACCGCUGCCAGAACCUGGAGCAGCGCAUCUCCUCGCUAAACGAGAGCUAUGAGACGCUGAAGAAGCGCGAAGUGGAGCUCACUGAGUGGCGGUGGGUGCUACGUGAGGCCGGCGGGUUCUUUGACCGCGCCCACGGGAACGUGGACGAGAUCCGGGCUUCAACCGACGACGACGACGCCCCGCUGCUGCAGGACAUCGAACACCACACGGCGGCGCCCGAGGUCGAGCGGUCUUUCUCCGGUAUGAACAUUGGAUUCGUCGCCGGUGUGAUCUCCCGCGACCGGGUCGCUGCCUUUGAGCGCAUUUUGUGGAGAACGCUGCGCGGUAACCUCUACAUGAACCAAGCCGAGAUUCCCGAGCCUCUGAUCGACCCUACCAACAACGAGCCGGUGCAAAAGAACGUUUUUGUCAUUUUCGCGCACGGAAAGGAGAUCCUGGCCAAGAUUCGCAAGAUCUCAGAGUCCAUGGGUGCCGAGAUCUACAACGUCGACGAGAACAGCGAUCUGCGGAGGGACCAGGUGCACGAGGUGAAUGCCCGGCUCAACGACGUCCAAAACGUUCUGCGCAACACACAGCAGACGCUCGAGGCCGAGCUCGCGCAAAUCUCGCGCUCUCUGUCGGCGUGGAUGAUUCUGAUCAGCAAGGAGAAGGCCGUGUAUAACACGCUCAACCUCUUCUCGUACGACCGCGCCCGUCGGACCCUCAUCGCAGAGGGCUGGUGCCCCAGGAACGACCUCCCGCUCAUUCGUUCGACACUGCAGGACGUGACGAACCGGGCGGGGCUGUCAGUGCCGUCCAUCAUUAACGAGAUCCGGACCAACAAGAAGCCGCCGACGUACCUCAAGACGAACAAGUUCACCGAAGCAUUCCAGACCAUUGUCAACGCCUAUGGGACCGCCACGUACCAGGAGGUCAACCCGGCCAUUCCCGUGAUUGUUACCUUCCCUUUUCUGUUCGCCGUCAUGUUUGGUGACUUUGGCCACGCCGUCAUUAUGCUCUCCGCCGCUCUCGCCAUGAUCUACUGGGAGAAGCCCCUGAAGAAGGUAACCUUUGAGCUCUUCGCCAUGGCCUACUACGGUCGGUACAUCGCCCUGGUCAUGGCCUGCUUCUCGAUCUACACGGGUCUCAUAUACAACGACGUCUUUUCCAAGUCGAUGACGCUGUUCAAGAGCCAGUGGGAGUGGGUCGUGCCGCCCGACUACCGCACCGGCCAGCAGCUGGUUGCCCGGCUGCGGGACCCCAACUACCGGUACCCGUUCGGCCUUGACUGGAGAUGGCACGGCACCGACAACGACCUCCUCUUCACCAACAGCUACAAGAUGAAGAUGAGCAUCAUCCUCGGCUGGGCGCACAUGACGUACUCGCUGUGCUUCUCGUACAUCAACGCGCGGCAUUUCAAGCGGCCCAUUGACAUUUGGGGCAACUUUGUCCCCGGGAUGAUUUUCUUCCAGUCCAUCUUCGGCUAUCUCGUCGUGUGCAUCGUCUACAAGUGGACCGUCGACUGGUUCGCCAUUGGCAGGAACCCGCCGGGACUGCUCAACAUGCUCAUCUACAUGUUUUUGCAGCCGGGCAAGGUCGACCCGGCCGAGCAGCUGUACGCGGGGCAGAAGUACGUGCAGGUCUUUUUGCUGCUGCUCGCCGUCGUUCAGGUGCCAAUCCUCCUGUUCCUCAAGCCCUUCUAUCUGCGCUGGGAGCAUAACCGCGCCCGGGGCAAAGGCUAUCGCGGGAUCGGCGAGCGCGCAGUGAGGGUGAGCGCCCUGGACGAUGAUGCCGACGGGGAUGAUGGUGCAGCGGGGCAGAAUGUUGCGAACGGUCGCGGGGCAAGUUUGGAUAGUGAAGGCGAGGGCGUCGCUAUGAUUGCGCAGAAUUUGGAUGAGGAUGAGGGGGAGGGUGGCGGAGAGCAUGGGGAGGAGUUUGAGUUUUCGGAGGUUAUGAUUCAUCAGAUUAUUCAUACCAUUGAAUUCUGCCUCAACUGUGUCUCACACACGGCGUCGUACCUCCGCCUCUGGGCCCUGUCGCUCGCCCACCAGCAGCUCUCGGCUGUGCUGUGGUCCAUGACCAUGGGGCCGGCGCUGAAAAUGACGGGCAUUGGCGGGGCUAUUUUCCUUGUUGUCAUUUUUGCCGCCUUUUUCUGUCUGAGCUGUAUCAUUCUGAUCAUCAUGGAGGGUGUCUCGGCUAUGCUUCACUCGUUGCGUCUCGCCUGGGUCGAGUCGUUUUCAAAAUUUGCCGAGUUUGCCGGCUGGCCGUUCACCCCGUUCUCGUUCAAACAGAUGUUGGAAGAGUCGGACGAAUUGAAGGAUUACAUGGGCUGA
This is a messenger RNA of Canariomyces notabilis, 2628 nucleotides long. Its product is annotated as V0/A0 complex, 116-kDa subunit of ATPase. The transcript is spliced from 5 exons. Gene Ontology annotation, biological process: proton transmembrane transport; vacuolar acidification. Gene Ontology annotation, molecular function: ATPase binding; proton-transporting ATPase activity, rotational mechanism. The record is from RefSeq and is a predicted model, not a curated record. Lineage: Eukaryota; Fungi; Ascomycota; Sordariomycetes; Sordariales; Chaetomiaceae. Gene Ontology annotation, cellular component: vacuolar proton-transporting V-type ATPase, V0 domain; fungal-type vacuole membrane; vacuolar proton-transporting V-type ATPase complex. Bases 1 to 2628 code for a protein of 875 amino acids.